UGCUAUGUCAAGAAUGGGCAAGUAGGGCAAGGCCACCCGUGACUAGAAAACACUGAAUGUGUGAGGAUGCGUGCUUUUGUUGACUUUUGCGUUAUUUUUGAUUGGAUAUAGUUUUGUUUCAUGCUGUGUCUUGUUUUCUUGUGUCCCUUGCGCAUGUAUGUCCAGCUUGCUCGUUAUGCCUUCGUCACCACCUGUUCUUGUCGGCCCAUCAGCUCCCUCCAGCCACUGGUGUUAUGUUCAGGUGUGCUUCAUUGUCUCGUCAGUCUGUUUGUAUUAAGUUCCCUGUUUUCUUUCAGCCAAGUCUCAGUUCAUUGUCCUACAUCUCGUCGUCUUGCCUGUCCUGCUCCCCUGCACUUGGGUCCACCUGUGUUUUUGACUGCACUCCACCACAACAAAUCCACCACUCCAAACAUGACAGAUUGAAGCGAGCAUACAGGGACUCACCAGGAGGCACACCACAUCAACCUGCAUGCCAUCGGGCUGCUCGCUAUCACCCUCAGCCUGCUGACCAAGCCAACGCUCAACUUGUUCAAGCCCAAAGUCGGAGCAGGGUGCGGCACCCCUCGCGCAACUUUCUCCCCCACUUUGCGCCCUCCAGCAGCGGGGAGACUCACCUGCAGGAGACGGUGACUUCCACCUUGGUGGCGGUCCAUCUCGAGAGCGCGCGGUGGCUCCGGUCGGAUCCGGGAAGCGCACAGCCUGGCCCCGAGGGAGCGCGUCGAGUCCGCACCGACUCCGGAGACCAGAUCAGAGACCGGGCGGCCUCCGGUCCGACCCGGUGAGGCAGCCACUUCAGAGACGUCGAGGCUGGAGAUGAAGGCGAGGAGUGUGCUGGGGAUGGCUAAGGUGCAGUUGAUGAUGUGUCCGAGUUUGGCCGAGUGCUCGUGUGCUCGUGUGCUGAGCUUCUCCUGCUCUGUCUUCACUCGCUGUGCACGGUGGAGCGUGUGGAGAGGAAACGCAGCAGAGGCGCGCAAACGUAUCGUACGCCUCCCCUGAGUGAAUCACACCCAAAUGUUGGCGACCGUGCCCAAAGCGCACUCUUGCUGCGUGCCGUGUGCUGUGUGCGCACUCGUGCUUCGGUCACGCACCGAUAUCUGUGGGGAGUUGACGUUAUUACAAAAAUAAAUAAAGGAACAAUGGCACAGAUAUGUAAUUCAAUAAUAGGCUUGACAAUGCGAUGGCUGUGGGAUGGGUCAAUUAUUAAAUCAGUGUUCUAGAAUACCAAAAUUAGGGAUUCCCCAGUGACUUGCUGCUGGUAAAAUGAUGAAAAUGACUUACAAUGAAGAGCGAAACGACUUUCUGUGUAUUUUUCUGUGCAUGGUUAUUGUAUUUGCUUUUUAUUGAAGUCUAAAUUUAGCUAUGUUAUUCAUUUUACCAGUAUUCGGGUCAUAUUAUUAUCAUUAUUAUUAUUAUUAUUGAUCUAAAAUCAUUUCAAGGCCACCAUAAUGCAUAGCUUCACUAAAAAAUGCUGGGCAAAAAUACGCGAGGAUAAAAUAGAACUCACAUACACUAUUUGCUUCAUCAGGUACCCCUGCAAUCUAAUAAGACUUCCAUCCAGCCAUUUUCUAUACCGCUUAUCCUAGGGACACAGGUGAGCUGGACACUUUGGACUGGACACCGGCCAAUCACAGGGCACAUAUAGACAAACAACCAUUCACGCUCACAACCACACCCUUGACUUUAGUGUCUUCAAUUAUCAUUACCUGCAAAUUUUUGGAAUGUGGGAGGAAACCGGAGUGCCCAGAAAACUCACCCAAGCACAGGGAUACCGUACAAACUCCGCACGAGGCCUGAGCCCGGAUUUGAACCCCCAACCUCAGAACUUUGAGGUGGGUGUGUUAACCACUUGUCCACCAUCUAAAACGGUAAGGAAAGGCAAGUUUAUUUGUACAGCACCAAAAACAAUUUUGUGGUGAUUCACAGAGGAAACGAAAUCAUGAUUAAAAACAACAUGAAAUGAAAAGAUGAAAAUCAAGAUAAAUUCCCAACAAAGAAGUAUAAAUGAUAAAUAUAACAGUAAAAUGACAAAACACAGAUUAUCAGAUUGAAAUCAGAAAAUGAAACGACGACGGUGAAAACGAUAUCUUUUUGAAGAAGCACAGAACAAUUGUUUUAACAAACGUUUUCCAGACAGGAUUAAAUGUAUAAGCAACAGUUUUAGCAGAUCUUGGGUAUUUCAAAAGUUUGUUCCAUAAAAGCCAAAUGCUUCUUCACAUUGUCUGCUUCUGUAUAAAAUUGUGUAAAAAUAAUAAUGCUUAGUUUUGACUGCCAGUGUCAGAGGUAUUUAAUUUAAUUUGCAGCACGGUGGAAGACUGGUUAGAGCGUCUGGCUCAAUGUUCUGAGGACCGGGGUUCAAUCCCCGGCCAGGCCUGUGUGGAGUUUGCAUGUUCUCCCUGUGCCUGCAUGGGUUUUCUCCGGGCACUCCGGUUUCCUCCCACAUCUUGAAAACAUGCAUGGUAGGUUAAUUGAAGUCUCUAAACUGCCCCUCGGUAUGAAUGUGAGUUUGAAGCGCUGUUUGUUUAUGUGUGCCCUACGAUUGGCUGGCAACCAGUUCAGGGUGUACCCCGCCUCCUGCCCGAUGACAGCUGGGAUAGGCUCCAGCAGGCCCACGACCCUAGUGAGGAGAAGCGGCUCAGAAAAUGGAUGGAAGGAUUUAUUAUAGUGGUUGUCAUUCGGGGCGGACUGGGGGGAAAACAUGGCCCGGGAGUCAUGGAGAGACUGGCCCAGUUCACGCGCUCCAUGGGGAGCCAGCCAGCUGGCAACACAAAUUUCAUGUAACCCGAUGAUUUUAAAAUAAUAAUAAUAAAAAAUACAUUUGAUGCUCUUUUGGACCAGAAUUCAUGGACUAUGUAAUAACCUCAUUAACCUAAAAUAAGAAAUAUUAACAAAAAGAAGGAACAGAGUAAGGACCAUAGAUC
This is a messenger RNA of Phyllopteryx taeniolatus (common seadragon), 2918 nucleotides long. RefSeq lists its product as uncharacterized. The transcript is spliced from 3 exons. Lineage: Eukaryota; Metazoa; Chordata; Actinopteri; Syngnathiformes; Syngnathidae. The coding region runs from base 234 to 782 and encodes 182 amino acids. The record is from RefSeq and is a predicted model, not a curated record.